GCAAGACUGAAGGGGAGGAGCCGGUACACCUGUGCAAGACUGAAGGGGAGGAGCCGGUACACCUGUGCAAGACUGAAGGGGAGGAGCCGGUACACCUGUGCAAGACUGAAGGGGAGGAGCCGGUACACCUGUGCAAGACUGAAGGGGAGGAGCCGCAAGACUGAAGGGGAGGAGCCGGUACACCUGUGCAAGACUGAAGGGGAGGAGCCGGUACACUUAAGCAAGACUGAAGGGGAGGAGCCGGUACACCUGAGCAAGACUGAAGGGGAGGAGCCGGUACACUUGAGCAAGACUGAAGGGGAGGAGCCGGUACACCUGAGCAAGACUGAAGGG
This is a messenger RNA of Staurois parvus, 333 nucleotides long. NCBI's taxonomy places the organism in Eukaryota, Metazoa, Chordata, Amphibia, Anura, Ranidae. The record is from the annotation of a GenBank genome assembly.